AAAAUAAAAUAACAAACAAACCACAACAAAACCCUUAAGGGAAGAAGGGGGAUCAGAGUCAUGGUGAGCAUCCACUGAGCUCCUUCCUCUAUUUGCCUGGCAGCGGAGUAGGUGCUAGGGGGUACCAACGGAGAGGCUGCCCUCGCCCUUCAGGCACCCAGUGCUGCCCACUCUCUGAAUCUGCUUUCUCAAGGCCAGCUAGGCAGCAUCAAGUACAAAAUAGCCUCUGGACACCUUGUGGACCUGCCUCUUUCUGCCAGAAUGACCUCAUUGGCUUCUUGGCAUCUGCUGCUUCUCCUCUGUGUCGCCACCUUUGCGGAGCCACCGGCAAAGGUGGCCCCUGGACCCACAGGCCAGCGGCCGGGACCCCAGGAACUCAUCAAUGCCUGGGAAAAGGGCCCGCGGUGCGCAGAGAGGAAACCCGGGGUUGCAGGGCUGCGAACUCGUAGGACCUCGCCGUGCCCACCGGUGGAGAGUUCCGCGGGGCGCCAGCGGCCCCUGUGCGCCGCUCGCAGUCGCCUGAUCCCCGCACCCCGCGGGGUGCUAGUGCAGCGCGAGAAGGACCUGUCGGCCUACAACUGGAACUCCUUCGGCCUGCGCUACGGCAGGAGGCAGGCGGCGCGGGCGGCGCGGGGUUGAGUGCAGGGCGGCCCGGGGAUUGCAGCCGGCCCGGGGAUUGCAGCCUCAGCCCGCCGGCAUGCAGGGCUGGGGUAGACUUCUGGACUAGGGUAAUAAAGUAAUGCUGCUGUC
This is a messenger RNA of Onychomys torridus (southern grasshopper mouse), 750 nucleotides long. It is a transcript of the gene Kiss1, whose product is annotated as KiSS-1 metastasis suppressor. The transcript is spliced from 3 exons. Gene Ontology annotation, cellular component: neuron projection. The record is from RefSeq and is a predicted model, not a curated record. Gene Ontology annotation, molecular function: kisspeptin receptor binding. Bases 262 to 639 code for a protein of 125 amino acids. Gene Ontology annotation, biological process: G protein-coupled receptor signaling pathway; positive regulation of cytosolic calcium ion concentration. NCBI's taxonomy places the organism in Eukaryota, Metazoa, Chordata, Mammalia, Rodentia, Cricetidae.